ACAACUGUCCCUGAUGGUCGUUGAGUAGUUUUAACGGAGCUGAUGUUGCAGGUCGUAUCACCGACAUCCUGAACCGUGAUCCACCGGGUCCAAGUUGGUGGCGUUGAGUCUGGUUCUGAUCCAGCUGCUCUGGUCACUGACCCAACCUGAAUAUUUGAGUGAAUUUUGUGUGUUCCUUCUGAAAUGGACGGCUCUGGGAACCAGCUGCUGCACCUGGACGUCCAGGUGGAUGAACGGGGACCUCGUGGAGGAAUCCUGGACCUGCUGAGGAGACUCCGUCCUCACUGGAAGGCUCAGGACAUCAAAAUGAAGACCUUCACCGAGGGCAUCACCAACCAGCUGAUCGGCUGCUACGUGGGCUCCCUGCAGGAUCCCGGCUCCGUGCUGGUGCGGCUGUACGGCCGGAUGACGGAGCUGUACGUGGACCGGCGCCGGGAGCUGCAGAUGUUCCAGCUGUUCCAGGCCCACGGCUGCGGCCCCGCCAUCUACUGCAGCUUCAGGAACGGCAUCUGCUACGAGUUCACCAGGGGGACGGUGCUGGAGGACGAGCUGCUGAGAGAGCCCUCCAUCUACAGGCUGAUCGCCGCGGAGCUGGGCCGGAUCCACGCCAUCCCGCCGGAACAGGGCCGACCCGCCGAGCCGGUGCUCUGGGCCAAGCUGGCCCAGUUCCUGGGACUGGUUCGGACCGAGCUGGGCGGGGAACCGGGUCGGCAGCAAGGCAGCGACAGUCCUGCAGGCCUGCAGCUGCCCAGCUGGGAGACUCUGUCCUCAGAGGUGGAGUCUCUGCAGAGACACCUGUCCCAGGUGGACUCACCUACAGUCCUCUGCCACAACGACCUGCUGACCAAGAACAUCAUCCACCACCAAGGGACGGUGAAGUUCAUCGACUACGAAUACGCAGACUACAACUACCAGGCCUUCGACAUCGGAAACCACUUCAACGAGUUUGCAGGUGUGACAGAUGUGGACUACAGCCGGUACCCGACCUUUGACCUGCAGAGGGACUGGCUGACGGUCUACCUGCAGAGCUACAAGACCAGCAGGGGGCGGGAGGCCGUCGUCACGGAGACCGAGGUGGAGCGGCUCCACGUUCAGGUCUGCAAGUUCUCCCUGGCCUCCAACUUCCUGUGGGGUCUCUGGGCCAUCCUGCAGUCCCGCUACUCCUCCAUCGACUUCGACUUCCAGAGAUACGCCCUGGCGCGACUCAACUACUACUUUGAGAAGAAAGAAGAGUAUCUGGGGUUGGAAGUGGGCCCUCCGAAGCCCUGAGUUGGAGUUUUCUCUGUCACAUCGUACGACGAAGCUGCCGUGGAAGUGGAAGUGCUAAACGUCCUCCCUGUUGUUUGUUAUUUCAGUCCUCCGGGGGAGUUUCGCUCGCUGCCAUCACUGUGAUUUUUAGAAUAUUUGUUUGACCACAGUCAGCAUGCUGAUAAGCCCGUUUGGCAAAUUGAGACGACGCUGCUGCCAGAAAAGCAUUAAUUGUUCCCACGUUCAGCCAAGUCGCACGAAGCCGCAGAAACUGAGGCUGAUCAUAAAAGCCAUGAGAGGGUUAUUUGUGGGCUGAUUGAGCCGAACCGCGGUUCUGACGGAAAACAAGCUCCAGCUCAGCGCAUUAGCAGUGCAUGAUGGGUGUUAUCUGAAACGCUGCUCUCUCCUCGCAGCGCUGCACCGCUGCUUAGCUCAAUGUGUCAUCAUCUAAGUGUUAAAUACGCAUGGAAGGGCAGCGAGAUGUGAAAAAGUUCAGUAAAUCCUGUGACUGCUUCUCUUUUUAAAUGUAAAAACUAAAUAAA
Molecule: messenger RNA, 1790 nt
Organism: Cololabis saira (Pacific saury)
Lineage: Eukaryota; Metazoa; Chordata; Actinopteri; Beloniformes; Belonidae
Product: ethanolamine kinase 1-like
Exons: 8
Coding region: 184-1269 (361 amino acids)
Biological process (GO): phosphatidylethanolamine biosynthetic process
Cellular component (GO): cytoplasm
Molecular function (GO): ethanolamine kinase activity
Source: RefSeq, a predicted model, not a curated record